AUGUCAAGAUUAAAAAAACCAUUAGAAAACUUAACAAUUGAUCCUCAGAAUCAAAGCUUUUUUAGCGGCAUUCACCAUAGACAUUCCUUAUCUAAUCCAAAUUCUCGAAAUUCAUCAUCAAGCAAUCCCCAUCAGCCAAAAAUUAAAUUUUGCAACAUCCUUACAAAUAAGCAUCAAUCUCUCAAUAGAGAAUCUCCUUAUGCUCAGAAUCAAUCUAUUUCAAAAGCCUACUCCAUAUCAAAUCUUCCCAAACCAAAAGAAAAGUCUAGGCUAAAGUCAGCUUCGACCUUGAGCUCCCACAAUUUAUCCUCUUUAAUAAAAACUAACAUUAAGGUGCCUCGAAAUGAAAAUUCACAAGAAGCUUCGUUUACAAACCUGAGUUUUUAUGAGGACUGGAAGAAAAAAAGCAAAGAAAAACACUCAUCAACAGAUAUGAAUCUUUCCGCAGCAAACUGCAUAAAUUUAAACGAUCAAAGAAUAGACUCUAAGGACCCCCUUUUAGAAUAUGCAAGGCAGAAUAGAGAAGUUCAAAGCUUAGAAUUCAAACUUACUAACCCCCCAUCCUCGAUCGAACGGCUCGCCAUCGUUCGAUCAAGGAUGGGGGUUAAAAAAAAAUUUAUAUAAAAUAAAAAAAUAUAUAUAUAUAUUAUUUUAUUUACUUUUAAAUAAGAGGGUUAAGAGUAUUUAAUAAUUAUUUUUACAUAAGAAUACAAAUUUUUAAUAUUUUGAUUUUUUGGUUACCUCUUUAAACUGUAUAAAUUUUAAUUUGUUUCUUAUUAAAUUAAAAUUUGUUUUUAAAAAUUUUAAAGAAUCUCUAUUUUCUAGAUUAUUAAGUUUUUUAAGCCUUGGUUGAUAACUAAAUCACUUCGAAUGGUGAUUCGUAGCUUUCUGUCGUCUCAAAGUCUCUGAAAACAACUUCAUUAGGUACAUCUUCACAAGCUUUUGAUGGCUAAUAUAUUUUUAUAUAUAUAAAAGUUUGCAUGAUAUGAAAAUCGUUCGAUCAAGGAUGGGGGUUAAUUUCCCCAAUUUUUAGGAAUUUUUUCAGUCAAUCGUUCGGUCAAAGAUGGGGGGAGUAAGCAAUUAAGAGACCAGUCUGGCAAGUCUAAUUCUCCAAAAAUGCAAAAAGAAGUUUUUGACAUCUAUAGCAAAAUGUUUGCAGAAAUCAUUGAAAAAGACACGUUAUUUGGGCCCCUAUUGCUAAAAAUCCAGCAUGCUUAUGAAGAUUGAAUGAUUUCAGCAACAAGUGAUUAUAAAGAAACCUCACAAAAUCUAAAAUUCGAGCUCUCUGAAUUAAGCAAAAAAUGCCAGUUGCAGAAUGAAGAUAAAAAAACCAUGGACAGAAAAAUUGAAAAAUUGUCAAAAGAAAAUUAUGAACUAAGUAAAAGUUUGGAAGAACAGGAAGAAAGAUACGCAGAACUGCAAGAAAAAAUAUUUAAAAUUGCAGAUAUAAAAAUUGAUCAACUGCCUAAAGAUGAUGAAACUUGAAAAUUUUUAGUUGCAGAAAAUCAGAACUAUGCAAGCGUUUGUGAGAAUAUGAGAAAUGAGCUGAAAAAUUAUGCGUAUAAAGAGAAAAAACUGCUAAAAUUGGUUUUAGCAAUGAAGAAAAGAGGAUACCCAGUAGAAGAAAUUUAUGAUCAAGAAGUUGCUCAUCAUAAAAAGAAGAAAAAGAAGCAGGAGCAGAAUCAGAAUCAGAUUGAAUCUGAAGAGUAUCCUGAUGAUACAGAAAAUGAGCAGCUUGUGUCAGAAAGGCUAAAGUAUAAGGCUAAGCCCGAAUCAAUUCCGAGCUUGAAUCUUAAAGAUAUACAAGCUGAAACUCUAUAUUCCUCCACAUCAUCAUCUGGCUCAUAUAAUGAUAGCGAUUCAUGCUUCAUCAAAACUCAAUAA
Molecule: messenger RNA, 1884 nt
Organism: Blepharisma stoltei
Lineage: Eukaryota; Ciliophora; Heterotrichea; Heterotrichida; Blepharismidae
Source: the annotation of a GenBank genome assembly